AUGGCUAGGCAAACAGUCCUUGUCCAACACACGCCGCUGUGGAACGCGCGCGCAACCACCGUCAUGGAGGCGUACCGCAACCGCUCCAUGGCCCGCGGCGAUCGGCGCCCCAGCACUGCCGAAGGCGCCUGCGGCUGCCAGCGCCAUCUCCAAAUGAGCAGCUCGUGCGGGAUGCACCCAGACGACAGCUCGCACAACUGCUUCGGCGAGUCGUAUCAUGGCCGCGGCACAUCAUCAUCAUCCUCAUCAACAACAGCAGCCUGCUACGACCAUUCCGCCGCAACGUCACCGGGCGGAGCGAAGACCGGUGCCGAGCAAGACGGGUGCGAGUGCAACACAGCGCGUCUCUUCGAGUCAUUAGACGUCAACGACAUGUCGGGCCACCUGUGGAUCCUGGGCCACCUCGGCACGACGGACGACGAGCGGGCGUCGCUGCACCAGUUCCUCCACGGCCAGCAGCAGUGGGCCGCGCCCGAGCCCGCGCCUCGCCCCGUCGAGCAGGAGAACCUCGCGCACCCCUACAAGCGGCGAUGCGUCGGCCCCAACGGGGACUCGAUGCCGGUCGACAAGACCUCAUACGACCAGGAGAGCCGCGAGUUUGCACGGUGGAUGUGGAACGCCUGGGACUACACCAUGUCGCCGUACCAGGUCAAAUGA
Molecule: messenger RNA, 657 nt
Organism: Purpureocillium lilacinum
Lineage: Eukaryota; Fungi; Ascomycota; Sordariomycetes; Hypocreales; Ophiocordycipitaceae
Source: RefSeq, a predicted model, not a curated record